GCGGCCAACAUCAGGAGUUGAGGGGAGUCAGUGAGCGCUGUACUUUUCCAGUAUGUGCAGGUUUUUUUGUUUUUCCUCCGGCGCGGAUUAUUACUCCGGGAAACCUCGGCCUCUAAUGGGGAGCAGCUGCAUUAACUAGUGAACAGACUUCCAUUAACUGUUUUUCUUUGCCGCCAGCUAGGUCACUGAGUGCGCACACACUGUGGGUUUAUCCGCAGGAAGAGGGGCGGUAGGCUCCCUGUUUAGUGGCACUUUUUUUCUCCUCUUCUAAUAGAGAAACCGGAUCACGUGAACAGGUGGCGUUAUCUUUCGCUUAAAAGCCCCGAGGAAGUCAGAGAGGAGAGAAGAGGGAGUCACAAAGGUGCUGCAGGCAACAGCAUGGGCAACUCCUCCAGGAAGGGAGGGGGAGAAGAAGAGGAGGAAGAGGGGGGGAAGGAUGGCGAAGAGGCAGAAUUUUCCGAGAAGGAGAAGGAAGUAGUGCAGGAAGUAGAGGAGGAACUUCCGCUUGGAGUGGAGGAGUUGCUGGAAAGUGGGGACCCCGUGUUGGACUUGAGCUACCGUAAAUUUAAGCGUUUGCCUUCACGUGUUUGUGACCUGAUGCAUCUGGAGAAGCUAUAUGUUUGUGGAAACAGCCUGCGCACCCUGCCCGACAGCAUCUCCCAGCUGCAGGGUCUGCGGAUACUUGCCCUCGACUUCAACAAAAUAGAAGAUGUUCCUCUGGCCGUCUGCGACCUCACUAACCUUACCCGCCUCUAUUUGGGCAGCAACCGCCUAAUGAGCUUUCCACCUGAGCUGAGCAACCUGCAGAAUCUGCGGUGCUUGUGGAUGGAGAGCAACUACUUCCAGAGAUUCCCACGGGUGCUCUAUGACUUACCCAACCUCAAGUCCCUGCAGAUGGGGGACAACCGCCUGAAGACUCUGCCUCCUGACUUGUGGCGCAUGGAGGCUCUGAGGGGAUUGUGGCUCUACGGAAACCGCUUUGACACCUUCCCAAAAGUCCUUCUUCGAAUGAAGUCCUUGGAGAUCCUAGACCUGGACCGCAACAAGAUAUCAGAAAUUCCCAGCCUGAAGCGUCUCAGAGCCCUGCGCCUUUUCUCCUAUGACCACAACCCAGUCAAGGAACCUCCUAUAGUAGGUGAAGACGUCUUCUUGGUUGGGGAGGGAGCUGCAGAGUUUUUGGAGGUGCGUGAGGCCAGGAAGGAGAGACGACGAAAGGCAGCAGAGAAAGAGGCAGAAGAGCUGGCACUUGCAGGAGAGGAGCCGGUGAUUCAUGGCAUCCUCAAGAACAGCAGCUCAAAGCAAGCACCAAAUGAAGCUGCAGUGACCAUAGAGGACACAGAUGUUAAAGAGGAAGAGCCUCUGGUGAAGGAGGAAGAAGUGGAGGACGAAGUGGAGGAAGAGGAAGGAGGGUAUGUGGAGCCUCCGAUAAACGAGUAUGGUGGGACUGAGCUCGAAUAUGACGAAGAGGCGGUCGAAUAUGAGACAGAGGAGCUGAUAUGUGAGGGAGAAGGGUUUGAGUUUGAGGGAGAGGAGCUAGAGUAUGAGAGGGCUGAGAUGGACUAUGAGGAUGUGGAGGAGUUGGAUGACACAGGGAGACAAGAUGAAGGGGCGUGAAAGGCCCCUCCAAGAUCCAGAUGAUCUGCAGGACAAGCUGGACACGAAUGACAGGAAAUCCUGCAGAUACAGUUGAUGUUUUGGGACUUUUUUUGUGUAGCUGUGCUGCUAAUUUAAAAUCUGUUGUUUGCUGUGAAUAUAAAUGAGCCGGGCAUUAUGUGUCUAAAAAUUAACAACAUCUCACUCAUCUCCAUAUGAUCAGAUCAGAGCUGGACUCAGGUAAAGAGAGUGUGUGUGUGUACAGUGUGUGUAGUUGUUUUACAAUAAAACUGUACUUGCAGUGGGCAUAGGAGACCAAGUUUCCCGUUAUUAAA
Messenger RNA from Pelmatolapia mariae (spotted tilapia), 1928 nucleotides. Its product is annotated as leucine-rich repeat-containing protein 10B. The record is from RefSeq and is a predicted model, not a curated record. The coding region runs from base 379 to 1614 and encodes 411 amino acids. The transcript has 2 exons. Gene Ontology annotation, molecular function: protein binding. Lineage: Eukaryota; Metazoa; Chordata; Actinopteri; Cichliformes; Cichlidae.